Molecule: messenger RNA, 1854 nt
Organism: Ascochyta rabiei
Lineage: Eukaryota; Fungi; Ascomycota; Dothideomycetes; Pleosporales; Didymellaceae
Product: Dihydroxy-acid dehydratase
Exons: 4
Coding region: 1-1854 (617 amino acids)
Molecular function (GO): hydro-lyase activity
Source: RefSeq, a predicted model, not a curated record
AUGGCAGAAGACAACGCCGACUACGACCUAUCACAGCCAAUUGCAUCGACCGCCGGCUUGAGGCAGGGACUUGCAGGCUAUGGCGACCCUCACUUCUCUCUGUUUCUGCGAAAGGUCUUCAUCAAAGCCUUGGGAUACGGCGAAGAUGCCCUAUCAAGACCAAUCGUCGGCAUCAUCAACACGAACAGUGGCUUCAAUCCCUGUCAUGGCAACACACCGCAGCUCAUCGAAGCAGCUAAGAGAGGUGUGCAGCUGGCCGGAGGACUCGCAAUCGACUUUCCAACUGUCAGCAUUGCAGAGUCCUUUUCAGCACCCACCAGCAUGUUCCUCCGAAACUUGAUGAGCAUGGAUACUGAAGAGAUGAUUCGCGCACAGCCUGUCGAUGCCUGCAUCAUGAUAGGAGGAUGUGACAAGACUGUUCCUGCGCAAAUCAUGGGCGGGAUAUCGGCCAACAAGCCAGUUUUGCCUUUGAUCACUGGACCAAUGUCGACUGGAAGCUAUCAAGGCAAACGUGUCGGUGCUUGCACAGAUUGUCGCAACAACUGGGCAUCGUUUCGCGCAGGCCAGAUCGAAAUUGAAGAAAUCGUUGACAUCAACGAAGAGCUGGCACCCACUGUGGGCACGUGUGGCGUCAUGGGAACGGCCAGUACCAUGGCAUGUCUGACAGCUGCUCUUGGACUGAUGCCGCUGAAAGGUGCAAGUGCGCCGGCUGUAUCGGCCGCUCGUCUACGGAUUGCAGAAGAGACAGGCCGCCACGCUGUUGUGGUAGCGGCGGCCAAGCGAACACCUCAAGUCAUACUGUCUCGAGAAUCUUUCCUCAAUGCACUCGUUGUACUUCAAGCGAUCGGCGGUAGUACCAACGGCAUAGUCCAUCUCCUUGCCAUCAUCAAUCGGCACCCCGAACUUGAAGGGGCAAUCACCUUGAAAGACGUCGAUGAAGUUGGCAGAACCACACCGCUGAUCGUUGACCUUAAACCUAGCGGAGACAACUACAUGACCGACUUCCACAAUGCGGGUGGGAUGAACGCCCUACUUCACACUUUGCGCCCCCUUCUCCAUCUUUCGGCAAUGACGAUCAGCGGGCAGACCCUUGGCGAAGUUCUCGAUGCGACGCCGUUCAAGCCAUUUCCUUACUCGACUUCAAUCAUCCGGCCACUCUCCAAUCCACUCUCCACGUCAUCGAGUCUUGUCGUCCUCUACGGUAACCUCGCACCACAGGGGAGUGUGAUGAAAGCUUCGGCCUCGAAAGACCGCACCCUACUAUCACACUCUGGUCCCGCAGUCGUUUUUCGAAACGCAGCAGACCUCGCUCAACGCAUUGAUUCGCCAGAUCUCGAUGUGACGCCCUCCUCUGUUCUUGUCUUGCAAAACAUUGGACCUUUAGGUUACCCCGGGAUGCCCGAGGCAGGACUCAUUCCAAUACCACGGAAGCUCAGUCGCCAAGGUAUAUCAGACAUGCUGCGAGUCAGCGAUGGGAGAAUGAGUGGCACAGCAGGAGGGACUAUAGCACUGCACGUAUCGCCCGAGUCUGCAUUGCCAGAGAGUGUACUGGGUAUUGUAGAGGACGGGGACCAGAUCACGUGCAAUGUGGAGCAGCGGAUCUUGAGGCUUGACGUCGAAGAGGCUGAGAUCCAGAGAAGACUGCAGAAGAGAAGGGAGGUAUUGCUUGGGAGCCAGGGUGUACCGCCGCAGCCUUCGGUAUUGUCAGAGCGUGCGACUAAGAGGGGUUACCGUGGCCUGUACGAGAGGACGGUCAAUCAGGCGCAUGAGGGUGCCGAUUUUGAUUUUCUGACCGCAAGUGGACCCGGGCCUUCAAGUCAAGGUUCACUGCACGGGAGUACGUCGGUCUUGUAG